This is a messenger RNA of Lolium rigidum, 964 nucleotides long. RefSeq lists its product as uncharacterized. The coding region runs from base 79 to 789 and encodes 236 amino acids. The record is from RefSeq and is a predicted model, not a curated record. The transcript is spliced from 4 exons. NCBI's taxonomy places the organism in Eukaryota, Viridiplantae, Streptophyta, Magnoliopsida, Poales, Poaceae.
UUAUUCCGUUCGUUCCCCAUCGUCCUCCUCGCACCAACAACGCCGCCAUCGAAAACCUAGAAGGGCAGUAGUCUCGCCAUGGCUGCCAUCGCGCCGGCCAGGGUGACCCUGCUUGAGCGUCCACUUGGACCUUGGGCAGGAGGACCUUACCCGCCGCCCCCCUUGAAACCCGAAAGCUCCUACGCCCUACCUGUGCCUCGUUCAUCUCAAGAUUUCUCCCCCGCCCCCGCGGCCGCAGUCUCCCCCGCCUGGGUUCCACCUCCGAUGACAGUUGAGCCUCCCUGGGCCAAGGAUCCUAGAUACAUGAAAAUGCAUGCUAGUCCUGCGCUUGGGCCUAAUCCAAAAGUUGACCGUCAGCAGUCCAUGAGAAUUGCAAAGAUAGCCUUGGGGUACUACAACAAAAAGAAUAAGAUCAAGCUUGAACUCCUGGAGGUUGGUCCUGUUGUUUCCGUGCCUUCUUCAUUUUAUCCUUACAAGCACAUGAACUUCACUGCAAGAUCUAGCAAGGAAGGUUCGAGGGAGCAGCUAUUCUUUGCUGAGCUGCAGUUGUGUUCCAGAAAGCAGAAUCCAAGUGGUUUCAAUGUCAUCUGCUGUGAGCCAUUGGGUUCUGACUCUACUGCGGGACGUUGGACCGGCUGGGGUAUGGACAACCCUCAGGGCACCUCGCUGGAGAGGAAGAGCGUUGACUUCACUUACUGCUUUGGAUGUGGUCCAGAUAUAUUUCAUCCUAAAGGUACAAAAUAUGUUGGUGGCCAUGGUAAACAUAUUUACGACUCUGCAAUGAUAUAAACAGAGCUCGCCGUCGCUAUAUGUGUGUUUGUGUCUCCUUUAUUUGGCCAAACUAUCUAGGGCAAUGUCCAACUCAAGGAGUGAACGUGCCUUGUAGCUUAAUGUUAUACAAUUAUGAAAAACCAAAUUUGAUGUACUUUUGAAGUAAUCAAUGACAUUGGGUGCCCCUCAUGUA